GUGGGCGCCGCUGUUUUGCUGCCUGGCUGUCACUUCACCGCAUUGAAACUCUGCUGCUUUUCUGCCUUGCCGGCGAAAUGGACUCACCAGACCCUCCCAGUCUCCGGAUAACCAUCCAGCCCUCUGCCUGCCAUUGCACUGUUGUCACAGAACUCAGUAGCCUUGCUAAGUCAUCUUAAGAUAUGGCAUUACCUUUCCCAUCCAGUGACACACCACUCAGCAGCAGUGUGAGCACUGCAGCCUCCUUUGGUCUGUCCAUUCUGUGCUGUUUGCUGGUGUUCUCAGCACUGCAGAUGUACAAGAAUCCACUGGGGUCCACAAGACUCAUGACUCUAAUUGCAGGAUAUGUUGCAUCAUGGCUCUUCAUUUUCAUGUUAACUGCUGUGAGCAAUCUGGAAAACAUCAUGUUUGGCAAAGGUUUCCAAGCCCGUGUAAUCCCAGAGGUGGUGCUGUGCAUGGUCCUGGCAUGUUCAGCAGCAGGCAUGGUGCAUAGAGUGUCUGUCACUGUGUGCCUUCUGUGCUCCAUGGUUGGACUGUAUUAUAUCAAUAAAAUGGGACAGUCUAGCACAACUCCUGCUGCUCCUUCAGUGUCAGGCUCAAAAAAGAAGAAAUAAAAUAUUGGAUUAUGAUGUUCAUUGAAUGAUUUCCAUAUGACAUUCAUAUAUUUCAUGUUAACUUGGAAUGCAGAUUUUGUUUAUACUCAUUUUUAACCAUCCAUAAUUUCCUAUAGACAUGCUGGAGCUUGGUGUGUAAUUUGUUGCACUGGUUUUCUUAAAAUACCAGAAAUUAUACUUUUUAAAGGGCCCAGGGAUUUGUAAUAAAAAUCAGUUAAUUAGU
Molecule: messenger RNA, 837 nt
Organism: Scylla paramamosain (green mud crab)
Lineage: Eukaryota; Metazoa; Arthropoda; Malacostraca; Decapoda; Portunidae
Product: keratinocyte-associated protein 2-like
Exons: 5
Coding region: 183-614 (143 amino acids)
Source: RefSeq, a predicted model, not a curated record